Molecule: messenger RNA, 846 nt
Organism: Rotaria sp. Silwood1
Lineage: Eukaryota; Metazoa; Rotifera; Eurotatoria; Philodinida; Philodinidae
Source: the annotation of a GenBank genome assembly
AUGUCAGAAUUACCCUCCUCCUCAUCAACAACAACAAAUGAUGAAUCGAAAUCACUUGAUAAUUUAUUGGAUGAUGCUUUAGCAGAUUUUAAAGAAAGUUCAACUGUAAAAAAAGAAUCAGUAAUCAGUUCAUCUGAUACAGCACCACCACCAUCAGAUCCAUUACAAACAACAUUUGAAGCCAUGUGUUUUAAUGAUGAAAAAUUUUUAAAUGAACUUGAUUCAAUUCCAAAUCUUUUAUCAAAUUUUCCAUUUGGUUUAGGUGAAACAACGAAUGAAAAUGAAACAGACACAAAUAAUAUAUUUAAUGUUUUUUCUCAAUUGGGUAAACAUGCUGAAUUAUUACAAAAAAUAAAAGAUGAAGAUAUUGAAAAAGCAUUAGAAAAAUUAGCUGAUCAACCAAAUACAACCUUAACAACAGAAGCAACAACAAUAACAAAUGAACCACAUGUUGAACAAUUAAAUUUAUUUAUGUCAAGUAUAUUAUCAAAAGAUGUUAUGUUACCAGCAUGUCAAGCUGUUGAUGAAUCAUAUGAAGAAUGGUUAACAAAAAAUAAAGAUAAUUUAACUGAUGAAGAAUUUCAACGUUAUACAAAACAACAUCAAUGUGUUAAAGAUAUAUGUCGAGAAUAUGAAACAGUAUCCAAUGAUAAUCAACAAAUUCAACGUGUAUUACAAAAAUUUCAACAAUUACAAACAUAUGGUGAUCCACCAAAAGAACUUUUAUUUUUUCCUGGUUUACCCGGUUUUGGUGGAUUAGGUAGUGGUGAAGAAAAUUUAUUUGGUGAUGCAUUUUCAGAGGUCGAUAAUAUUGGACAAAAUGAAAGUGAAUGUUGUUUGAUGUAA